GGAGGGAAGGGAGGAGGGGUUAAGAGAAGAGGAGCUCUGAGGAGGAGGGGAAAAGGGUUGAAAGAAGAAGGAAAAGGAUCCGGAGGAGCAGACGCCGUUCAGUUUCCCUGUGCUGGGGCCCGGCUGCUUCCCGAGCAGCCCCCAGAGCCCGAGAUGCAUCCCGGCGGCCCAGUGUCGGUGAUGCUGCUCCGGGUGCUCACGCUGCAAUUGAUGGGGCUCCCCCGGCUGCUUUCAGGGAGCCCUCUGGCGGUGACGGAGCCUCCUCCCAAAGUCCUGAAGCUCGACCUGCGCACCGACGUCCAGGUGCAGGAGGUGAGCCAGGCUUUUCUCUCUAUUACCAUCGACGCCAACCUGGCCACAGACCCCAGAUACAUCACAUUCCUCGGUUCCGAAAGACUUCGAACCUUAGCCAGAGGCUUAUCUCCUGCCUACUUGAGAUUUGGUGGCACCAAGACAGACUUCCUGAUCUUUGACCCAAAGAAGGAAUCAACCUAUGAGGAAAAAAGUUACUGGGAAGCUCAAAUCGACCCAGAUACUUGCAACUUGCGUCCUAUCCCUUCUGCCGUAAAGGGACAGUUACAAUUGGAAUGGCCCAUCCAGGAAGUGCUGCUACUCAAAGAACAAUAUCAGAACAAGUACAAGAAUGGCACGUACACAAAAAGCACAGUGGAUAUGCUGUACAGUUUUGCCAAGUGUGCAGGAUUGGAUCUCAUCUUUGGCAUCAAUGCCUUAAUGAGAAAGAGUAAUUUGCAGUGGGACAGCUCAAAUGCCAAAUUAUUCUUGGAUUAUUGUAUUUCCCAGAAGUAUGACAUUUCCUGGGAACUUGGCAAUGAACCCAACAGUUUUAGGAAGAAGUCUGGAAUUUAUAUUAACGGGUCUCAACUGGGAAAAGACUUUAUUAAAUUGCAUUCACUUAUAAAAAUGUAUGAUUUCAAAAAUGCAAAACUAUUUGGACCUGAUAUUGGUCAACUUCGGAAGAACAGUGAGAAGCUGCUAAGGAGCUUUCUGAAUGUUGGGGGAGGAGUAAUUGAUGCAAUUACAUGGCAUCACUACUAUGUGAAUGGACGAAAUGCUAAAGAGGAUUUUUUAAACCCUGAAGUGUUGGAUACAUUUGUUUUCUCAGCACAAAAAGUUUUUCAGGUUGUGAAUGAGACCAGACCUGGCAAGAAGGUUUGGUUGGGAGAAACAAGCUCAGCUUAUGGAGGUGGGGCUCCUAAGCUCUCAGAUACUUAUGCUGCUGGUUUUACGUGGUUGGACAAAUUAGGUCUGUCAGCUAAAAUGGGCAUUGAGGUGGUAAUGAGACAAGUGUUCUUUGGAGCUGGAAAUUAUCACUUAGUAGAUGGAAACUUUGAUCCCUUGCCUGAUUAUUGGCUGUCUCUCAUGUUCAAACAACUGGUUGGCACCAAGGUGUUAACAGCUAAUGUGGAAAGUCCAGACAAAGAGAAACUUCGAUUAUAUCUCCAUUGUACAAACAAUAACCAUCCAAAGUACAAAGAGGGAGAUUUAACUUUGUAUGCUCUAAAUCUGCACAAUGAUACCAAAUAUCUACAAUUACCGCCUCAUUUAAGUGACAAACGUGUGGAAAAAUACAUCUUGCAACCUUCUGGAUACAAAAAUCUACUUUCUCAAUCUGUGAAACUGAAUGGCCACAUUCUCAAGAUGGUGGAUGAUAAAACAUUGCCAGAACUAAUUGGCAAACCCCUCUGCCUAUAUUGUCCAUUGACUUUGCCACCUUUUUCAUAUGGAUUUUUUGUUAUAAUGAAUGCUAAAGUAGCUGCUUGCAUCUAAAUGGUGAAGGCUGAUCAAUUUAAUCCUGUGGAUGAAUUUUAGGAGUAAUGAUGGAAGUAAAGCACAACUUGAAGCAGUAUGAGGUCGGGCAAAUAUAUCAUCACAUAUCAUUGGAUGAAAGCUUCCAAGAGACAAAUCCUGGAUCUGAAUGAAUACAUACCAAAACAUGAUUUUAACUUCAUAGCUACAGAGCUUACAUUUUUAUGUGAAUGUUUUUAUAUUUUCAUAUUUUAAUAAAGUAAUUUAUGGAACCUUAA
Molecule: messenger RNA, 2045 nt
Organism: Antechinus flavipes (yellow-footed antechinus)
Lineage: Eukaryota; Metazoa; Chordata; Mammalia; Dasyuromorphia; Dasyuridae
Gene: HPSE
Product: heparanase
Cellular component (GO): extracellular matrix; membrane
Molecular function (GO): hydrolase activity, acting on glycosyl bonds
Source: RefSeq, a predicted model, not a curated record